Penicillium crustosum is the source of this 2502-nucleotide messenger RNA. Its product is annotated as putative telomere silencing protein Zds1. The record is from RefSeq and is a predicted model, not a curated record. NCBI's taxonomy places the organism in Eukaryota, Fungi, Ascomycota, Eurotiomycetes, Eurotiales, Aspergillaceae. The transcript is spliced from 2 exons. Gene Ontology annotation, cellular component: cytoplasm; cell septum. Gene Ontology annotation, biological process: positive regulation of G2/M transition of mitotic cell cycle; establishment of cell polarity. Bases 1 to 2502 code for a protein of 833 amino acids.
AUGUACAACGACGAUUACGAUCGUAAUGAUCCGAGACGCCUGAGUUAUAUAACAACGCCCCUCGGCGAGUCAAUAACAACCAUUCCGCACGUCGCUGAUGGAUCCGAGUCCUCUCUUUCUUCGUCCUCCCCACUGCAUCAAUCCUCGUCAGAUGUGCAAGCAAUACAGACAAAUGGAAACCAACGGCCGCCGCUUGUUGCACAUCGGUCCUUUGAGGUGGGAGGUGAUCCGGGGAAUGCCGAUGGUGCUCGAUUGCCCUCGGACACUGCAACAUCCUCUUUUCCUCUCAACGAUAUCGACUACGAAUCGAACCCUGCAGCUGUUGCUCAGGAACUGACCAAUCUCGCUGCGAUUCGGCGCAUGUCGAUGGAUGUGGCCGCCGCCGGUGACCCUGACCUCCCAGGCUUCGCACCACCCCCCUCCCCCUCAGCCGACGAAAAUGACGCCUCCCGGUUAUUCUGGGUUCCUGCGCGACUACACCCCGAACUGGCUCCGAAAGAAUUCAAGUCGUUUCUAGAUACCAAGGCCGACCAUAUCAAGCGCAGAUCCGGCGACUAUUCGACUUCAGGUUCCGAACGCCAAGGGUCGGGAGGUGGGCUCCAUCGCAAACGCUCUAUGUUGUCGAGACAAAUCGACAAUUCGUCGGGUUAUACAGAUGGUGCGGAUCGUUUGGAACGUCAACGCUCUCAAUCAAGUAGGCGAGAUGCCAUGUUGAGCCCCAACUUGCAACAGUUGGAAACCUUGGUGGACGAUACGAACCCGCUGAACAAAGAAUCACUCAUGCGCAGCAUGCAGAAGAUUGACCUCGCAGGAAACGAGGACAUGCCGAUCCUACCACCAGCACCUCUAGGAAACAGCCUACGCCGGUCAACCCGGACACAAUAUAAGAAAGCUGGGAGUUUGAAAAAGGGCGAAAAGUUGCCCUACUCUAAACGAGUUGGGCGGGGGGCAUCUGAAUCUGCAGGGAGUGAUACAGGACCUGCGGUUGUUUUACCUCAAGAUCCUACAAUCCCGGGACUCGCCGGUGUCUCCACUGAACCUUCGCCCAAAACGACGCGAGCGGCUCGAGCCCCCUCUGCCUCAUCGCAUGGCUCGGCUUAUGCCCCAAGUUCACCCGCAAGUCCGACAUUCGAUUCAAUUGUCGAUCAGCCUGGGGCCGAGCAGGAAGGCUUGUCCACCUCUAGUGGGCGGCCGGAUGCUGCUCUGGAUCAAUCCGAUUCAGGAGAUACGACCAAUGACAGGAAAUGGCAUUCUCGUAUCAGCUCGAAUGGUCGAUCGACCGCGAACGUAUCCCCAGGCGAGCAGAAGAUCCCUGCAAUAAUUGAAACACCUCCAGCCACUGAAUCGAGCCGCAUACCGAGUCCGCCUUCACCAAGUAGGCGGUCACCGGAUCGUGCCGCAGCAUCUAAACCGUCACCGAAACCCACACCUUCGAAUGACCCGGCACCGAAACGUCCCAAGAAUCCUCGCCAAUCUCCCCAGGAACCCACACCUUCGCUCAAUGAAUUUGCCAAUAACCCUCAGAUGAUACCUGGGAACAGUACCCGCACCGACAGUCUUUCAUUUAUUCCUACUAUUUCAGAAGAACGCAAACCUGAAGAACGGAAGCCCGACAGCAAGAAAUCAAAAGACAAGAAGGACUCUGAUGGUAGCCGCAAGUCUAGUUGGCACUGGUUACUGGGCAGCGAAGAAAAAGACAAGAAGAAGGACAAGGACAACGACUCGAAAAAGACUAAAUCAAAGGUUGUCGAUAAAACUCAUGACAACACACGCCUAGAUGUUUUACAAUCAUCUAUCGAGAGCACCCCGCGGGCACGCGAAAGCCUCGUUUUGGACCGCCUUGAUCCGAAGCUCGAGGAAGAACGACGAAAAGAUGGCGUGAGGAGGGCAUCGGGAGACUCAAAGAAAGAAAAGGACGGCAUUUUCUCUUCUAUUUUUGGUGGUGGACGGAAGAAGCACAGUAGUGAAGGUCACCACCGAAAACAUUCGUCACGGAACCUUUCUCCUGAACCCCCAAUGCGAGUACUUCGCGCUGAUGUCGAUUAUCCGUGGACCCGCUUCUCGAUUUUGGAGGAGCGAGCUAUUUACCGGAUGGCGCAUAUCAAGCUUGCAAAUCCCCGGCGAGCUCUGUACUCUCAAGUAUUGCUGAGCAACUUCAUGUACUCAUACCUAGCCAAGGUACAACAGAUGCAUCCGCAGAUGUCGGUUGCUUCGUCUGGAUCGUCCCAGAGAUCAUCGAAAUCACGGGAUCAGCCAGACGAGUAUCAACAAUAUCAGCGAUACCAACAGGAGCAGCAACACUACGGAGAAAGUGCCUAUGACGAAUCUUCCAUGUAUGACUAUGAUGACGAUCCGCAUGAUCGCUACGGUAGCCAUUCGAGGAGCGACAAGCAGGGCUAUGAAAAUGGCCAGGCUUACGGCCCAGGCCACCAGCAACACGGACACUCGUCCUUUGGCGACGACGUUCAACUCGAUGACGACGAUGACGAUGAUAUGUGGUGA